This is a messenger RNA of Chinchilla lanigera (long-tailed chinchilla), 423 nucleotides long. Its product is annotated as allergen Bos d 2-like. Lineage: Eukaryota; Metazoa; Chordata; Mammalia; Rodentia; Chinchillidae. The transcript has 5 exons. The record is from RefSeq and is a predicted model, not a curated record. The coding region runs from base 1 to 423 and encodes 140 amino acids.
AUGGCAGCAGAUAAUGUGAUGGCGAUAGAAGAGGACGGGCUGCGAAGAGCUUAUUUCCGGGCAGUUCAUUGUGAUAAUGGCUGUGAAACAAUCCGCUUUCGUUUCUAUGUCAAAUUGAAUGGGAAAUGCAAACUCUUCGUCACAAAUGCCAGUGGUGGUGGAGCAUACGGAAUGUACACAGCAGAUGUUCCAGGUAGCAAUAUCUUCAAAAUCAUUUAUAAAUCCAGCAACUUCAUGGUGAUUUAUGCAAUCUAUAUGGAGGGGGAACACUCUCUGGAUCACACACGUCUCACUUUGGCACUUGGGACUGGAAGAAGUAUGAGUGAGGAAGAGAGGGAGAAAUAUGAAGAACUCACUGCCUUGUGCAACAUUUCACCGCAAAACAUAAGAUACCUCACCGAAGCAGAUACCUGUCCUGAUUAA